AACCUUUCCAACCAGUCCGUUAAUACUCAAUUCACUGUGUAAUUUGGAUCCUCUAUACCCUCUUCAUGGUCAUGGCGAGUUCGGCUGAGCCCACAACGAGACUCGUCUACCAAGUUGACGAGUCCGCGAGAACUCUCUUGACGCGAUUAAAAGCUAUACGGCAGUACGAAGACCUCUCAGAUGAAGAUAAAACUAUUUUCAAAGCCGCGACAAACUCCCGGGAUGAUUCUUCACAAUACCACGUCAUUGAGACCACGGAGACCAUUUUCUAUGUCCAAGGUGGCGGCCAGCCUUGCGAUACCGGUGUCAUGAUUAUCAACGGGUCGAAACUGCAAGUCACAUCCGUGCGAUACGGCAGCGGCGGCAGUGUUCUACAUCUAGCCCAUGCCAACGGGGAGAUUGAGCAACCCCGCGAAGGCGACAUUGUGGAACAACAGAUUGAUGGUGAGAAACGAGACUCCCAUAGCAGAACACACACAGCUGGCCACAUCAUUGGACUUGCUGUCAGGCAGCUUGCAGCAAAGCACGAGCUACCCAUCACUGAACUGAAGGCCUCUCACUAUCCCGAUGCAUGCUUUGUUGAGUUCAAAGGUCUUCUUGACGGAAAAUACAAAGACGAGAUUCAGUCGCAGGCCAGCGCUUUUGUGGACCAGGCUUUGCCGGUGAAACUGUACUGGUACAAACCAGAGGAGUUGACGAGCAACAAUGUGAUCACAGCAGAAGGAAUGCCGAUCGUGACUGGAGCUGAUGGCACUUGUCGAGUUGUCGAUAUCGUGGGCGCUGGUGCGUAUCCGUGUGGAGGGACUCACGUUCCUGACACCAGCUUCGUUGGGACGAUUUCUGUGAGAAACAUCAAGCGCCAGAAAGGGAACACGAAAGUUUCGUACGCGGUUGCGACGCCAAGCUGAAUAAUCUGCUUACGAGACGAGACGGUAUUCAGCUUGGACCCCUCACUCCUACCCCUCGUACUACGAUAAGAUCACUUCGCAGCUUCAAGUGCUCUGCUUGUUGCUUAAAU
This is a messenger RNA of Cercospora beticola, 1018 nucleotides long. Its product is annotated as putative alanine--tRNA ligase. The record is from RefSeq and is a predicted model, not a curated record. Gene Ontology annotation, molecular function: alanine-tRNA ligase activity; ATP binding; nucleic acid binding. NCBI's taxonomy places the organism in Eukaryota, Fungi, Ascomycota, Dothideomycetes, Mycosphaerellales, Mycosphaerellaceae. Gene Ontology annotation, biological process: alanyl-tRNA aminoacylation.